AUGGCCCACCCCUGGCCUUGUGCGGAGAACGCCACUUUCCCGCGCAGCAGCGUAUUGCGGGCUGUUGGGGUCUGGAAAGCUGGCCUGGGCAGCGCAGCGGAGCGGCGGGGAGGGAACCACGUCGUACCGGUGCAUAGUGUAUCUGGUCUCGCUACACUCGGCCAGAAGAGCUCCGCGUACAUGAUGCGUGAGAUGCUACCACGGUUGAGCUUAAGGCGAGAUCAAACUAGCGCCACUACAAUGACAGAGCCACGUUUGCCACUGCCUAAAGCACACACGCAGCAAUCUACCGGAGGCGAGUGUAAUAGUUCCAUGGAUCCCGUGCAGCUCAUGAUUGUUCAAAUCGGAGCGCAAGCGCAGAAGCGCUCGAACGGUCGGCCGUCCGUCGCCCGCGCAGCGGAGCCCGGAGGAGAUUUUUCUUCUUUCUUCUCUACUUCCGCCCCCGCGAGGGCGGCUGACCGAGGCGCUGCAGAAGGGCUCGGCGGCGACGCGCAGAACGUGGCCGCGGCGAGGGCGGCGAAGGGCGACGGCGCGGCGCGGCGCAGUGGCACAAUGAGCGCCUUGGCGUGCGGCGAGCGGAGCAGCUCGGGCCAGCAGCGCGUGCACCAGCAGCGGUCGCCACCAGGAAGAGCGCGCGCUCGCGACAGCGCGCUGUACGCAAAGAAAGCACUCGAUUCGCGAACGCCCCUGCGCCGCCUGGCAGAAGAAGAGGUCGCGCCUGGGCGGGCGGCCGCCGCCCUGCGCCACCUCCGCCAGGCAGAAGUGGUGCCGCGGCGAAGGGCGCGGGCCGUGGCCGUCGCCCUCGACCGAAGCGCGGACCCCGUUGCGCUGCAGCCACCAGCGCUGCGAGGCCCCGCGUCCGACCGCAGCAAGCUUGCCUUCGCUAACAAUAAGGGCCAAGGCGCUUGCCUUCACCUUGGCUGUAGAGCGCCGCGCGCAGUUCGGGGUGGGUGGCGAGAGAGGUCGGUGUAUGGGGUGACGGGCGCGGGGUCGGGCGCGCGGCCGCGGAAGAAGACGGGCCGGCGGCGGGCGGGCGGGGCGCCGGCGCGAGGCCAACGCACUUCGCCUUGGAUCUUGGUGGGCCCAUCUCGGCGUGGAACGAGAGUGCUGGCGCCGCAGCAGCGGCGCACGCAAGGCGACGCGGCGCGCACGGGGCACGCCCUGCGGCAACGCCGUGUUGGCCGCGAGCCGCCGGUCGGCGCACCACUUCGCCACGGCGCCAGCGCACCUCACACGCAUUCAUUCUGCGUGAUGGCAAAAGGUCCAAGUAUCAUUGCAUACCAAGAUGCUGGAGGCUUCCCGUGGUGGAUGGACCCGAACACGACGGUGUACGACCCGGUGACGCUGGAGGCGGCGCGCCCGGCCGCGGGGGCGAGGCGGUGGGCGUGGGCGGAGGCGGGGCGGCGGCCGUGCGAGUUCGCCCGGGCGCAGGUGGCGCUGGCGCCGGGCGAGUGGUGCGCCGACCGGGCGGGCUCGCGCAACACGGCCGUGCUGCAGGCGUGCCCGUGCGCGCGCGUCGCCUGCGUGCGCCGCUGCUGCGGCGCCAGCACGCUCUUCCACGCCGAGAUGGGCGCCACCAAGAUCCAGGCGAAGUGCGUGCCUCGCGCCGGCGCCCCGCCCGCCCGCGCCGCGCCCGUCUUCUUCCGCGGCCGCGCGCCCGACCCCGCGCCCGUCACCUACACCGACCUCUCCUCGCACCACCCCGACUGCGACGCGGCGCUCUACGCCAAACAGCUGCUGCGGUCGGACGGCGGGGCCUCGCAGCGCUGGUGGCUGCAGCGCAACGGGUCCGCGCUCGUCGAGGGCUACGGCCACGGCCGCGCCUUCGCCGCGCACCACUUCUGCCUGGCGGAGGUGGCGCAGGGCGGCGGCCGCCCGCCCAGGCGCGACCUCUUCUUCUGCCAGGCGCGCAGGUGCGUUCGAAUCGAGUGCUUUCUGCGCUGGCCACUGGCAGGCGCUCAUCUCCAGUGCCCUUGCCUUACACAUGUCGGGAGGAGGGUAGACCUUGUUCCGUGCAGCUGGAGGCGAUACAUGGAGCAUGUGCACGCUUGUUAA
This is a messenger RNA of Gryllus bimaculatus (two-spotted cricket), 2055 nucleotides long. The record is from the annotation of a GenBank genome assembly. NCBI's taxonomy places the organism in Eukaryota, Metazoa, Arthropoda, Insecta, Orthoptera, Gryllidae.